This is a messenger RNA of Meriones unguiculatus (Mongolian gerbil), 3821 nucleotides long. It is a transcript of the gene Mtmr6, whose product is annotated as myotubularin related protein 6. Lineage: Eukaryota; Metazoa; Chordata; Mammalia; Rodentia; Muridae. The record is from RefSeq and is a predicted model, not a curated record. The transcript is spliced from 14 exons. Bases 139 to 1992 code for a protein of 617 amino acids. Gene Ontology annotation, biological process: dephosphorylation. Gene Ontology annotation, cellular component: nuclear envelope. Gene Ontology annotation, molecular function: phosphatidylinositol-3,5-bisphosphate phosphatase activity.
ACGCCUGCGCAGUGGUCGCCGCUGGCGGGCUGGCUGACGCUGGCGGGUUGAGGGAGUUCCUGCGGGUGGCUGUCACCGCCCCGUUUCUCUCCCGAUGGUGCUCUCCUGAGGCCAGCUGCCUGCGGGCGUCGCCCCGGGAUGGAGCACAUCCGGACGACCAAGGUUGAACAAGUAAAGUUACUUGACCGGUUUAGUACCAACAACAAGUCACUGACAGGAACACUGUAUCUUACGGCCACACAUCUGUUAUUUAUUGAUGCUCAGCAAAAGGAAACCUGGAUACUGCACCACCAUAUUGCCUCUGUGGAGAAGCUUGCUCUGACCACUUCUGGAUGCCCACUCGUGAUUCAGUGCAAGAACUUCAGGACUGUGCAUUUCAUUGUUCCCAGGGAAAGGGAUUGCCAUGAUAUUUAUAAUUCACUGCUACAACUGUCAAAACAAGCAAAAUAUGAAGAUCUCUAUGCCUUCUCUUAUAAUCCCAAACAAAAUGAUUCUGAACGACUAAAUGGUUGGCAACUUAUUGACCUUGCUGAGGAAUAUGAGAGGAUGGGAGUGCCCAAUGCAAACUGGCAAUUGUCUGAUGUCAACCGAGACUACAAGGUCUGUGAGACUUACCCCAGAGAGAUAUAUGUUCCAAGGACAGCCAGCCGGCCAGUGAUUGUGGGCAGUUCCAACUUCCGGAGCAAGGGCAGACUUCCAGUCCUGUCCUACUGCCGACAGGGCACUGAGGCUGCCAUUUGUCGAUGUAGUCAGCCAUUGUCAGGCUUCAGUGCCAGGUGCCUAGAGGACGAACAUUUGCUUCAAGCCAUUAGUAAAGCCAACCCAGGAAAUCGCUACAUGUAUGUUGUCGAUACCAGGCCCAAGCUCAAUGCAAUGGCUAACAGAGCAGCUGGAAAAGGUUAUGAAAAUGAAGACAACUAUUCUAAUAUUAGAUUUCAGUUUGUUGGAAUAGAAAAUAUUCAUGUCAUGAGAUCCAGCCUUCAAAAAUUACUGGAAGUGAAUGGCAGCAAGGGGCUUUCUGUCAACGAUUUCUACUCUGGUUUGGAGAGCUCAGGCUGGCUUCGCCAUAUCAAGGCUGUUUUGGAUGCUGCGAUCUUCUUAGCCAAAGCAAUAGUGGUUGAAAAUGCAAGUGUGCUGGUCCACUGUUCGGAUGGGUGGGAUAGGACCUCCCAAGUCUGUUCCCUCGGUUCGCUUUUGUUGGAUUCCUACUACAGGACGAUGAAAGGAUUCAUGGUUUUAAUAGAAAAAGAUUGGAUAUCGUUUGGGCAUAAGUUUUCAGAGAGGUGUGGCCAUUUGGAUGGUGACCCAAAGGAAGUCUCACCGGUGUUUACUCAGUUCUUGGAGUGUGUGUGGCAUCUGACUGAGCAGUUCCCACAAGCCUUUGAGUUCAACGAGGCGUUUCUUCUUCAGAUCCACGAGCACAUUCAUUCAUGCCAAUUCGGGAACUUCCUCGGCAACUGUCAGAAGGAAAGAGAGGAACUCAAGCUGAAGGAGAAGACUUACUCCCUGUGGCCCUGCCUUUUGGAUGACAGAAAAAAGUACUUAAAUCCUCUCUACAGUUCCAAAUCUCAGAGACUGACAGUCUUGGAGCCAAAUACAGUCUCUUUCAAUUUUAAGUUUUGGAGAAACAUGUACCACCAGUUUGAUCGGACGCUCCAUCCUCGGCAGUCUGUAUUGAACAUAAUUAUGAAUAUGAAUGAGCAGAACAAGCAGUUAGAGGAAGACAUUAGGGACCUAGAGUCUAAAAUUAAGCAAUGCAAAAAUGGCAUCCUAACCAAGGACUUGGUGCAUGCCGUUCACCCUGAGUCGCCUACCCUCAAAACCUCCCUGUGUCUGAAAGAGCAGAGUCUGCUUCCUGUGAGCGACACGCUCCGAGCUGUAGAGGGCAGCAGCCCAGCAGAUAACCGUUACUGUGACUACACUGAGGAGUUUUCUAAGUCGGAGCCUGCUGUGGUCAGCCUGGAGUAUGGUGUCGCCAGAAUGACUUGUUAGCCUCCUUCAGCGUUUCCUGGAUGACUGUGGUGUAGGAAAUGUGUAGUGAGGAUGGUCUGUACAGGGGGUUGUCAGUGACUUUGGGGCUUAGCAGCAGGUGAACAGUGGAGAGAAGGAUCGUAGCUACUCCUGAGAGGAAUAAGGCAACCAAGUGCCAUUUGUAGCAAGAGCGACACUCGUUUCUGUAGAAGUGAGUGGUAUUGUGUGCACUUACUGGAAAUGAUUUACACAGCACACUAGUGAGCUGACAGCCUGUUGAUUCAGAUGUUAAUUACAGCCAAGCUCAAAAUGCUUUCCUUAAGUGUAACUUAACUCUGAGAAAACAGACCUGACAACCUGAACCCUUAAUGAUUGACAUGGCAUGUUCUGGAGCUGUGCGACUGUUUGUGUACUUUGCCAUUUAGUGACGUUUUAAACAUUGAAGUGCCAUGAAAAGUACUUCUGAGACAGCCUUAAAGUAAAUUCUCAGUUGAUUCUUUAGGCUUUACAGCCAAGGACAAGAUGUUUGAUUUCUCCUUUACUCAGCCUUAUUUCAUGUAAGAACCGCACUCUGGUUACUCCAGGGUCCCACACUGCAGCGCCCCUGCGUAGAAAGUUGUAGACGUACUCUGGUAGUUAAUUCGUAAUUGGCCAGCUCCACCCAUAUUCAAAAUUAAUGCCACUGAAGGCUUUGUUCUGGUUGUCAUUUGUUUCGAGCUGCAGCUGACAGUUCAUUAGUUACAGCUUAGAGGACGGAUUUCUUAGUAUAAGCACAUUUGGCAUUUGCUUUCGGAUUAUUGCAUUCUAUUAAUUCUUAUUUUGUGGUUGGCUUUAAUCCUAUGAUAACUGUACGUUUAAAGUGGCAAAGUUCUAAAGCAUUCUGAGUACUAAAUGCAUUUUUAACUGCCUGAUCUAGAACAUUUCACUUUAGUGUACCUGCCUACAGACUUCCAGGUGAAGUGGAGAGGGGAGUACUGGUAGUGGAGAUUUGGCUUGGUUAUGUGUAUUUUCAAGCAAUCAUUUUUAGGUGGAACAUAUUUCUUUUAGCUUAUUAUAGAAGGGCAAGAGAGGGAUUACUGAGGAGCCAGUUAAUGUCCAAUAAAAGCAGCCUUGACUCUGGAAAAGGGUUUAUUUUGCUUUGUUAGACUCAUUGUUUAUUCUGUGCAGUAGGACAUACAUAUCUUUUCGAAAAAUCAUUUGCAGUUGGCAGUAUUAUCAGGUGGCUUUAAAACAAAAUUUAAUACCACGGAUGGUACGAGGUACAGUUCAAGGGCACUAAGAAAUCUGCAUAUGUUACCUUAUAUAUUUCCCGAUUAUACCUAUAUCUGUAAUAUUUCUUAUACUGGUUUUGAACAUAUGUAUCCUUUUUGAAAAACAGAAAACUUUAUUGUAUGUGAUUUAUCUACUCCUUUUUAUUUUUCCGGUUCACUUCUGUACGACCUUAUGUAAUAAAAACACUGCAUUUUAAAAAGUAACAGAAAUAUACUAAAAAAAAAAAAUGCAAUGUAUAACUAACAGUGUUUAGACAUGGGAAAGGAAACUUAAUCUCUGUGGCCACAACAGGAAGUUUUUGUGCCUUGGGUCCAGUCGGGUUGUGGUUUUAGACUCUCCCAUGGCAGACUUCUUACAGUCAUCUUUUUGGUUCAUUAUGCUAAUCCUCCACUUUGCGUUUACAUACGUGUUUAUGUGCCCACACACAGAUAACAUCCUGAGUGACGUGCAGGGCAUAUGUUGGCAAAAAUCUGUGUAAAUGUCUUAUAGAAUUGGAUUUAUGUUCAUUGUGUUUUGGGAUGUAUAGCAUGUAAAUUAUUUCAUGUAUUAUUUAAAGGCAAUUAAAUGUUCAUGUUUUA